UGCAACAGUGUGCACAGGGUGCUUGAAGGAUGACCGCAUCGCCUUCUGGACCUGGAUGUUCUCCACCUACUUCAUGGAGAAAUGGGCGCCACGGCAGGACGACAUGCUGUUCUACGUGCGCCGGAAGCUGGCGUUCUCGGGCACCGAGAGCGGUGUCGACGGGAGGAAGCUGGCGGAGGCUGAGCCCGAGGUGGAGGUGGAGGUGGAGGUGUACCGGCGGGACUCCAAGAAGCUGCCGGGCUUGGGGGACCCUGACAUUGACUGGGAGGAGAGCGUCUGCCUGAACCUCAUCCUCCAGAAGCUGGACUACAUGGUGACAUGUGCCGUGUGCACGCGCUCGGAGGGGGGCGACAUCCACAUCCAUAAGAAGAAAUCCCAGCAAGUGUUCGCGUCCCCUAGUAAACACCCCAUGGACAGCAAAGGGGAGGAGUCUAAGAUCAGCUACCCCAACAUCUUCUUCAUGAUCGACAGCUUCGAGGAGGUGUUCAGCGACAUGACUGUGGGGGAAGGAGAGAUGGUCUGUGUGGAGCUGGUCGCCAGUGACAAAACCAACAUGUUCCAAGGGGUCAUCUUCCAGGGCUCCAUCCGCUACGAGGCGCUCAAGAAGGUGUACGACAACCGGGUGAGCGUGGCCGCCCGCAUGGCGCAGAAGAUGUCAUUUGGCUUCUACAAGUACAACAACAUGGAGUUCGUGCGCAUGAAGGGGCCCCAGGGCAAGGGUCACGCAGAGAUGGCCGUCAGCCGUGUGUCCACUGGUGACACGUCCCCCUGCGGGACUGAAGAGGACUCCAGCCCGGCUUCGCCCAUGCACGAGCGGAUGACCUCCUUCAGUACGCCCCCCACCCCGGAGCGGAACAACCGGCCCACCUUCUUCUCCCCGUCCCUCAAGAGGAAGGUGCCCCGGAACCGCAUCGCCGAGAUGAAAAAGUCUCACUCUGCCAACGACAGCGAGGAGUUCUUCCGAGAGGACGAUGGUGCAGCUGACCUGCACAACGCCACCAACCUGCGGUCCCGGUCCCUGUCUGGCACGGGGCGGUCCCUGGUCGGGUCCUGGCUGAAGCUGAACAGAGCGGAUGGAAACUUCCUUCUCUAUGCACACUUAACCUACGUCACCUUGCCGCUGCAUCGGAUCUUAACAGACAUCCUGGAAGUUCGGCAGAAGCCCAUCCUGAUGACCUAGCCGUGCGCGGAGCCCACACGGAGCCCCCGGCCCGGCCCUGGAAGUACUGCCAAGUGCCUACCUGUCCACCGCCACCGGGGUCUCUGUGACAGCCCAGCGCCGGAGCCGGAGCCGGAGCCAGGCGGGCCACUCCACCCUGGGCCAGGGCCGACUCCAUGAACACCAGCCCAAACUGAAGUGCCUCUUCCUCCUCCCCCGCUGGCUCUGCUCCUGCCCUGCGCCCAUCCCCAUCGCUCCAGCCCGUCUCUGGAGAGCCGUCUGCACCCAAAGACAACCACAGACGCCAGGAGGCCAUCGAGAGAGCGAAGGAGCAGCAGCGUCCAGUGUCCGGACCCGCCGACCCCAGGUGCUCGUCCCGCUCGACAGCAGGCAGGACCGCCCAGCUGGGGCACCCCGCGUGCCCACUGUCCGCACCUCUUCACGAAGCGUUUACGAUUGUGCAGUUCCGUGCCAAUGAACCUCAGCGUCCGCGUUGGUCCCGACAUGUCUGUCCUCCCUAGCGUGGUCCUAAAGGGGGCGCCCUGGGGAGAUGGGAGCACAGCUGUCGGAUGGUGUGGCCCUGGGCGGGAACCUGUCACCCCACACCCGGUUCCAGGAAGGCCUCGAGCUCAGCAGACAGGCCCUGAUCCUGCCAGAAUGGCCUUCGCUUCCAGCCAAAGAGCACCGCCCGCGCACGUCCAACCGGGAGACAUCCCGCUCCAGGCCUCGGCGCUGAGCCCAGAACGUGGACUGAGGAUGGGAGGGCUCGGGCCAGACGGGAGGGACGGGGUGGGUGGGGUCGGCAGGCUCCUAGGAGGGCUCAUGCUCCUUGGGCUGGGAGGGGCUGGGGUUUCAUCUCUGGUUUUCCAGAGGUUACCUCCCUUGCCUGAGUGUGCUGGUCCCAUUUCUCAGACCAACGCACUGAGGCGAAGGGGCAUUGGCUUCUAUGCGGCCGCUAUGGUCAGGUGUGGGUGGCACAGGAGCCCCGGGCUUGCCUAUGGCCUGGUGCCAGCCAGGAUCUCCGCCUGUGAGGACGCACGUGCCCUUCUCAAAGCCGAGCCCUCAGCAGGAGGCCUGGCCAGCUCCCUGGGAGCGGUCGCCGGUCUCUGUUGCUUCGUGGCUGGGUC
This is a messenger RNA of Myotis davidii, 2286 nucleotides long. RefSeq names its product KIAA0930 ortholog. The coding region runs from base 56 to 1180 and encodes 374 amino acids. The record is from RefSeq and is a predicted model, not a curated record. The transcript is spliced from 10 exons. Lineage: Eukaryota; Metazoa; Chordata; Mammalia; Chiroptera; Vespertilionidae.